This is a messenger RNA of Sinocyclocheilus rhinocerous, 1283 nucleotides long. RefSeq names its product metaxin-1-like. Gene Ontology annotation, cellular component: cytoplasm; SAM complex. The record is from RefSeq and is a predicted model, not a curated record. The transcript is spliced from 7 exons. Bases 49 to 819 code for a protein of 256 amino acids. NCBI's taxonomy places the organism in Eukaryota, Metazoa, Chordata, Actinopteri, Cypriniformes, Cyprinidae. Gene Ontology annotation, biological process: mitochondrion organization.
UAGAGCGCAGUACUUCCAGGUGAGAAGUCACUUAAAAGUCUCUCAAAUAUGGCUGCCCCCUUGGAGUUGUUCUGUUGGAAAGGCGAUUAUGGAUUACCUUCAGUAGAUGUCGACUGUUUAACUGUGCUGGCCUAUGCCAAGUUUGCUGGUGCUCCUCUUAAAGUUCACAAAAUCACCAACCCAUGGAGAAGCCCUACAGGUACUCUGCCUGCUCUGAAGACCAGGGAAGGAGGAAGCAUCUCCCAACCCAGUAAGAUCAUCAUUCAUCUCAGGAAACAGAAGUACAAUGCAGACUAUGAUCUAUCAGCAAAGGAGGGCGCAGAUACGCUUGCCUUUGUCUCCCUACUGGAGGAGAAACUGCUACCUGCGCUGCUUUAUCGUGAUGCAUUUGAAUGUAUGACCCUCCUAUCGCAGAGACUGGGGUCGCAGAAAUUCUUCUUCGGAGACUUUCCCUCAUCGCUGGACGCGUAUGUGUUUGCACACCUGGCUCCUCUGUUGAAGAUCAAACUGCCUAAUGGAAAGCUCCAGCAGCACCUCAACUCUCUGAACAACCUGCAGCAGUACUGCACCAACAUCCUAGCACUCUACUUCCCCUCUGAUGCACGAGAGGCCCCAGGUCACAAGAUUCAUGCUCCGCCUGAUAGCAGCGACUUCGGCAACGAGCCCCACAAGCGGCGUAACCAGAUUCUGUCUGCUCUGUUUGCUGUGGGAGCCAUGCUGGGUUACGCCAUCCUCACCGGGAUCCUUACGAUCAAGCGUGAGCGGCCACAGCUGAAGAACUCCAGCCAUGAUGAUGAGGAUGAUGAAGACGAGGACUAAAUAAAGAAGAAAACAUGGGAUGGGAGCCACAAGGGACAACAAGCGCACAUUAGCGCUCACCUGCCGUUCAGAGUGAAGCUGCACACACUAUUACCUCAGUUCUUUAUAAUCUCCCAUCAUGCACGUGUGCGCUCUAACAGAAUCGCUCACUUGAUGGAGCCUCAAGCGAGCCCAUAUUGGUGCUUUUAAUUAUUGUUAAUGUAAUUGUUACUAUAAUAGUUGUGAUCUGUCAUUUUGUCAGGUCUCACAAGGCAGAAAUUUUGACUUUUCAGGUCAAUGUUUUAUCUUCUGGUCAGCAUUCAAGUAAACUGGGUAACAUUUAUUUAACAUCUGGGUAACAUUUAUCUUACAUAUUAAAAAGACAAACACUAAUAUGAGAAAAUUGGUCUGUGCUACUGUACUACUUUUCACAUAGCAAUCCAUCUUAUAUACAUCAUCAUGGCCCUUAUGAAAAUUAACCAUAG